This is a messenger RNA of Lucilia sericata (common green bottle fly), 861 nucleotides long. RefSeq lists its product as uncharacterized. Bases 1 to 861 code for a protein of 286 amino acids. The transcript has 5 exons. Lineage: Eukaryota; Metazoa; Arthropoda; Insecta; Diptera; Calliphoridae. The record is from RefSeq and is a predicted model, not a curated record.
AUGUUUUUAUUGAAAAAAUCCUUGAAAUUUGUUCUAAUAUUAACUAUCAUAAAUUUAAGUGUGAUAAAUGCUCUACCCACCACAAAAAGAGACUUUUCGCCUUCCCAAAAUUCGCCACAAAUAUCUUGGAUACAGCAAAUGCGAGUUAUGCGUCAGCUAUUAAAAGCAUGUGAAAAUUCCUCACCACAGCCGAAUGGCACCUCCACUUGGCAGUGUUUAAAAAUGACAAGUUUAAAUAUUGUCGAUGACAUGACAAGACGUCAAAUCAUUCCCUUAUGGCCAGGUAUAAGAUUUGUUAAAACGCCGAAUGUCAAGGAAAAUCAAAUAUCAUCAUUGAGCAUAAAUCAAGAAAAUGAUUUUUUACAACGUAAGGAUUUGCAAUAUUUGACCUGGUUCGAUCGUUUGGCUUUAAGUUUUACCAAAAUGGUAAAUACUCAUAUGUUGGAAAUUAAUUUAAAGGAAUUAACGGAAGCCUAUUUGGAAAAUGUGAGACGAAGAAAAGAUUCCUCUCUAUCUAAUGACACAGAUCCUGUCGGCACAGCCCGUCAUCGAAGACAUCGUUUUAACAUGAUGAUAACCAUGAUGUUUGGGGUAACAGCUCUGGGCGCUGUACUCGUACCCAUGGGUUUUCAAAUGUUAUCCGUAGUUAGUGGCAAAGCGCUGCUUUUAGCUAAAAUGGCUUUACUAUUGGCCUCCAUAAAUGGCCUUAAACGGGUGGCCAAUAGUGGGGUCCACUACGGUCUCUACCAUGUACCUGGGGAGCAUUAUGCUAAUUAUUACGAUCGUGGAGACAUACAUCAUCCAAGAAAUGUACAAAGUAUAGCAGCAGCCAAACCCAUCGAAAUGGGUUUGCCGCUCUAA